UAUUUUUUUUUUAAAUUAAAUGGCAUUUUCUAAUUUCUUCUUAGUUUCCAUUAGCGUUGUUGCAUUUCUAGGCAUUGCUUCAGCAGAGUAUAAAACCGGUCGUAGCUUGAAGCCGUACGGACCCGGUAAUGGUGGUUACAAAGCUGGGCGCAGCUUAGAGCCUUACCAACCGGAAGAUAACACUCCAAGUUACAACCCUGAAGAAAAUAGUAAUAAUGUUGCUAUCAAAAUUCAAGGCAGCAUCUAUUGCAAAAGAUACACAGAUUUGAUUCCCAUGCAAGGGGCAACAGGAAGGGUUACAUGCAUGGUGAAGGACAAGUAUGGGAAUGAAAAGGCACCAUUCUCAGUUGAAACACAACUUACAGAUAAAAAGGGUUACUUUCUAAUCAACUUGGCAGAGUAUACAUCUCCAGGUUACAGUUUCAGUAACUGCAGGGUGUUCCUUGAUGAACCUACCGUUGGCGGCGACUGCAACGUCCCAACUGAUACCAACGAUGGCCUCUCUGGUGCUCAUCCUUCUAAACCGAGGCGCCUUUCGGACAAGUCUAUGCUCUACUCUGUUGGACCUUUUGCCUUCAAAACUUCUUCAUACUAAUUAUUAAAAUAACUCUUUUUUUUCUUUAAUCAAAUAUAUUUGGUUCAUCAAUCGCCAUAGUUGGGAUGAUUCAUGAUUUUUGGUUCAUCAAAAUGUCAUUCAAUUUGAAUGUUAAGACUUGGGAAAAGGGGGAUCGAGUAAAUUUUUUUUUUUUUUUUUUUUACCAGUUAAGAGUAUAAUCCACAUGUGAGUAUUGAUGAGUUGUCCUACAAAAAAGAGAUAGAGAGAGAUUGACUAACAUAUACUCCAUAAGACUGUUGAGCUACUUCACAUAUCAUUAAUUGAUUUUAGGAUGUAAUCCCACCAUGUUUAUAUAUGGUCAAUCUCUUUGAUCUCUUGUAUGGGCUUGUGUAUGUCCCAACGUAUUUAGAUAUUUGUGGAGCAAGUAGCCUAAUAGAAGUGAAUACCCCAAAUAAGGCUUAACCUCAAGUUAAGAGGGUCCAAUAAGGACGUACGUUAUAUGAUUUGUCCAGACUGCAAGUUUGACGGUGACUCACAUAUGAGGCAGAGUGUUAAGAGCAUAAUCCACAUGAUGAAAUGAGUGUAUGAUUGCACUAUAAUAUUCUUGACGACUUAUGUAUUGUAUAAUCGUAGAAGUUCUCAUCAAUACAUAUAUACUACGUACAUUUUCUAUAAAUAUAUUUUCGUAUAUAA
Spinacia oleracea (spinach) is the source of this 1249-nucleotide messenger RNA. Its product is annotated as protein SEED AND ROOT HAIR PROTECTIVE PROTEIN-like. NCBI's taxonomy places the organism in Eukaryota, Viridiplantae, Streptophyta, Magnoliopsida, Caryophyllales, Amaranthaceae. Gene Ontology annotation, cellular component: cell periphery. The coding region runs from base 20 to 595 and encodes 191 amino acids. The record is from RefSeq and is a predicted model, not a curated record. The transcript has 2 exons.